AACUCGCAACGCUAUCUCAGACUCGGCUACCAUCUUACUGUAACAAUAAAUCGCCUUGUCCCGAUCCCUCGUCUAGAGCUGUUAAGAGCUAUUUAGAGCUAUAUAGGUGGCCAACCACUUCCACAAGAUUUCUGAGUUCCCCUUUCAUCUUCAUCCACAAUUAUACAACCAUCUAACAUCGAAUCUUUUACACUUCGCCUUACUUAUACACACUUAUACAGAAACUAAAGAACAAACACCUCAAAUACCAACCCAUAUAUAUAAAUCAGCAACAAUGACUACCCUCAAGGCCGGAGACAACUUCCCCGAAGGCGUCACUUUCACCUACAUCCCCUACACCCCAGAACUCGCCGGCGUAACAGCCUGCGGCAUCCCCGUCAAGUACGACGCCAGCAAAGAAGCUAAAGAAAAGAAACUCGUCAUCGUCUCCGUCCCCGGCGCUUUCACACCCACGUGCCAAAACACUCACAUCCAGGGCUACAUUGAGAAGCUACCCCAACUCAAGGCCGCCGGCGUCGACCAGGUCCUAGUCAUCUCCUACAACGACGCUUGGGUCCAAGCAGCCUGGGCCAAGGCCAACGGCAUCAAGGACGAGAUUAUCUUCGCUUCCGACGACGGCGCUCCCUUCAGCAGCAGCAUCGGCUGGACUCUCGGCGCCCGCACCGCCCGCUACGCUAUCGUCGUCGACCACGGUAAGGUCAUCUACGCCGAGAAGGAGCCCGACAAGGGCGUCACCGUCUCCGGCGUCGACGCCGUCCUGGCCAAGCUAUAAUUAUAGCAAAAUAACUUACCUACCUACCCAUGAUACCAACACUGGAACCGGAUUUCGAGCUAUAGAGUAGGAAGAUAGGCAAUGGACGGAAACUAGAAAGGGGACGGGGCCAAGUUCACUGAGACGUACGCUGAGCAGUCGCGGUUCGAUCCUACAUGAGAAGACAUCUAUCUUGCUAGCUAGCUACAUAUGUACUCUGGAACAAAGCCCCCUCCGAAUUAGAAGUUAGUAACUAGAUAAACUACAUAUGAUA
Molecule: messenger RNA, 1025 nt
Organism: Daldinia loculata
Lineage: Eukaryota; Fungi; Ascomycota; Sordariomycetes; Xylariales; Hypoxylaceae
Product: Redoxin
Exons: 3
Coding region: 275-772 (165 amino acids)
Biological process (GO): cellular response to oxidative stress; cell redox homeostasis; hydrogen peroxide catabolic process
Cellular component (GO): cytoplasm; peroxisome; mitochondrion
Molecular function (GO): thioredoxin peroxidase activity
Source: RefSeq, a predicted model, not a curated record